Molecule: messenger RNA, 3817 nt
Organism: Punica granatum (pomegranate)
Lineage: Eukaryota; Viridiplantae; Streptophyta; Magnoliopsida; Myrtales; Lythraceae
Source: RefSeq, a predicted model, not a curated record
CGUAAUUUUGUUCAUCUUUGGUCCCAAUCUCCGGUGUCCUCACGGUCCCAUCCUCUGCUCUGCUGCUACGUCCGUCGAAUUAGGGUUUUCUACAGUUUACCCCAAAUCGAUAGGUUCGAUCUGCUCAAUCCUCUCUCGGGUCUCGGCGCCCAUUCCUCUCCGUUCAAGACUUCACAUUUCAGUCACAUCGGAUUGCCAAUCGAGAGCUCCGUCCUGUGGCUUGGGAUUAGGGUUUUUGUUUCAGUCCGGUUUUUCCCUAUCGAGAGUGUGCAGCGACGAUGCCGAGGAGCUCCCGGCACAAAUCGAGCAAGCACAGUUCCAGGGACGCGAGGGAUUUCUCGGACUCGGAUGACGAGUCGGGGUCGAGGGAUCGGAGGGGCGGGGGAGAGGACGGUGGCGCUAGGGUCUCGAAGGAUUCUGGCUUCAGCGAGAAGCGCAGGGUCGAGUCCAGGGACAGUAAGGACGUGUACGGCUCCGGAAACGGGGAGUCUGUCGAGGACCACGGCUCCUCGAAGCGGCGGAAGGAGAAGCUCAGUGACGGAGUCAGUGACCGAUGGAAUGGUGGCGAUGACGAGGGCUCCAAUAGGGCGAAAUCAUCGAGCGAGUCCAAGAGUAGGAGACGGGACGAUGAAGGUGAUGAUUCCAGGAGAAGCGGGAAAAGUGAGAGGCACAGAGAAUCGAGCCGAAAAGAGGGAAGAGAGAGCGAGAGGAAAGAGAGGGAAGGGAAGGCUGAGAAAAUGGACGAAAAGCAAGAAAUUGCAACUGAUUCAAGGGCAGCGGCAAUUUCUGAAACUGAGAAUAUUUCUGAGAGGCGAACUCGGAAGAGGAGGGAGAGUUUUGAUGAUGGAGGCAAGUAUCAGUACGAUAUUGAAGAUAACAAGGAUAGACAUGCAUAUUCUGGGGAUGAUGCUACCAGAGGGGGGAAGCAAAAGGAUGAAAAGUUGAGGGAUGAACGCCAUAGAGAUAAGUAUCGUGAUGAAGUGGAUAAAGAUUCCAAGAACCGAUAUGAGAAGCAGAAAGAUGAUUACACUGCUAAAGAUCGUAAUGGAAGCAGAUCUAGUGAGAAGUACUUGCGAGAUGAAAAAGAUAAUGCAGAAACUCGAUCAAAAAAAUCUAAGCCUCAUGACACUGAUCGCGACGUCGAGCCUAGUCGUGACCGUGAUCGUAAUAGGGACCGGGAGCGUGAUAGGGAUCGGGACAGGGACAGCGAUCGGGACAGGGAACGGGAUCAUGACCACGAUCCUGAUUGGGAUCGUGACCGUGAUGGAGAUCGGGAUCGGGAUCGAGAAUGGGUUCAAGACCGUGAAAGAGACCGUGCUUCUGUCCGUGAGAAAGAAAGAGAGCGUGACUGGGAACAUGGGAAGGAAAGAGAUCGUGAUCAGGAAAGGGAUCGUGACCAUGAUCGUGACAGAGACAGAGAUUAUGAUGACCGGAGUAUUAGGUACAAGGAUCACAGGGGAAAGAAAAGAUCUCCUGAUGAUCGUGAUGAUUAUUAUGAUAAAUUGAGAGAGAGUAAAGUUCGGACCUCCAACAUGGAGAAGAGAUCUUUGAGCAGCACCAGAGGUGAGGCAGAUGAUAGGGGUAGAUCUCAGCCACGUCAAGUCCAUCUCGAGAAUUUUCCGGCUAGUAGUAGAAGUAGAACCUCUCCAGCUUCUAGUUCGCAUGGUGGAAUAGAUGAAUGCAGGCAUGAUAAAGAAGAAGACCCUAAGUAUCGGGAUUCUUCGAAAGAAAUGAGGUCCAGGGCAAUCUCUCCUAGAGAAUCAGCUGGUUUCUCUGGACCUGCAGAUAGAGGCUCAAAAUAUUCACCUUUUGAUAAACACAACAAAUUGGAAGAUGGCCAUUUUGGGGAAUUUUCAGCUGAAAGGUCAUCAGGCUCCAAAGCAUCACCCAGGGGCUUGACUGAGAGGUCUCCCUCGUCGACCAGUCUUGAUCGCAGUAGGCACACCAGUCGACAGGGUGUCAGGCGGAAUCUCGAUUCUGAAGAAACUGGAAGGAGGAGCGGUGGUUCGAUUGAUGGAAGAGAUUACCCUGUUGCUGAAGGCAGACUGAGUCGGGAGAUGUCUAUGGGGAGACCUGCAGUAGAUGAGUCUUCUCAAGCAGAUUCAUCCUUUAACAGUAAAUCAGGUCCUGGCAAUUCUUGUCUGAUUCCUCCGCAACCUCCCAGGAGAAGCAAUGAUGCGAAUCUUGGAAGAGGGCAUGGAAACAACUGGAGAGGUGUCUCAAACUGGUCAUCCCCAUUGUCGAAUGGCUUCAUUCCUUUCCAGCAUGGCCCUCCUCAUGGGAACUUUCCAGCAAUGAUGCCUCAUUUUCCUGCCCCUCCUCUGUUCAGUGUUAGACCUCCGAUGGAUAUCAAUCAGUCAGGAUUACCUUAUCAUCUUGCUGAUGCUGACAGAUUUCCUGGGCAUCUGCGCCCCAUUGGAUGGCAGAAUAUGAUUGAUGCUUCGGGUCAUCCUCGGUUUCAUGGGUGGGAGGGAACUGGUGGUCUCAUGAGAGAGGACCCUCACCUAUUCCAAGGUCCGGAUUGGGAGCAGAAUAGGCACCUAAUGAAUAUUCGAGGAUGGGAGACCAACUCAGAUCUGUGGAAGGGACAGAAUGGUGACUUGAGUGCAGACUUACCCUCAGCUUCAAAAAAGGAGGAGCAUCCCGUUCAGCUUCCAGCAGAUGAUAUCGACCCAAAGGGUCAUGGGUUUACUGGUGGUGAUAGCCAUCACCCAAAAAAGGUUCAGAGUAGGAUUUCAGGAGCGGAGCAGGAGGUUCCUUCUUUGGAGAGAGAAAUCGUCAAGUCACUGGCUCCGAAAACAGAGAUUGAUGUAGGGACUGAUUCUUCCAAGUCAACAGAAGUUGAUACCUUUGCUCAGUUGUCCUGUGCCUAUCUUUCCAAGCUCGACCUUUCAGCUGAGCUUGCUGAUCCCGAGCUGUAUAAGCGAUGUCUGACCUUGCUGGGUGGGGAACAAGCUUCUACUGGCGAUGACAACCCUGGUGUGCACACAAAUUUUGAGGGCCAUGGAAAAGUCAUCAAAGUAAUCUCGGACGGCUCGUUGAGGGUUUCUGUAUUCCCUGCUAUAGAUGAUUCUGUUUUCCAGAAAGCGAUCAACCAUUACAGAAAGCAGAGGCUUGAACCUUGGAGCAGUGUUCCCCUGGUUAAUUUGGGAUCCCUCGGCAAGGACUCUUCAAUUAAUGGAGAAAAAGUAGACGAACAAGAUCAUGUUAUGAGCGGGCAGAAAAAAGAUGAGGUGUCGCAAGAUGUUGAUGGGGAAGUGCCUGACUUGCCCAUCAUGGCCGAUGAGAUGAAAGUGGAGACACUCAUAGCAAGUUCUCCUGCUGAGCGGAAAACCGAGGAGUGUCCGAUGAUUUGCAGCGAUAAGGAGUGUCUAGUGAUUCCUGGCGAUAGGGAGGAGGUCCCGCCUUCUACUGAUGCUCACUUUCAGAAUGAAUCUGAAGGACCGGUUGAUGGUGCUGUACAGUUGGUGGGUGAUGAUGAAGUUCUCAUCGAUGCCCGAGCUGAUUCUGGUAAUACUGCAGUAAGUCCUCCUUUAGUUGUUGAUGAUGGUUCUUGUGAUGAGGGCCUCCAGGAGGCAGUGAUGCCUAAUGAGUCUAAGAUGGCAAAUUUAAGUCGGAUACAUCAAUCUCCUGAAAGUACACAUUAAGACACUAUCAAUACCCUUUUUGCUUUUCUGAGCUUCUGUUCAGUAUGUCUUGUUUCUCGUCUUCGAGUUAAUUUCGACCGUCCAGUCAUGUCUUUGUGUCGAGGUAAUAAAAUGAAAAAAAGAAGGAAAAAAAAGAGAAGAAAUCCAGGUCUCUCUUGUCUCUCUUUCUA